ACUGAAUAAAAGAAGACUGAACAUAACCUAAUUUAUCAUCUUUUAAAGGUUAUUAGAUAGAUGUUAGUCUAAUUAAUUAUUGUUUUUUCCAAAUUCUUCCCAAAAAUAUUUUGAGUAUGGAGAGCUUUUAUAGACUAAAUAAAGUAGUACGUAUAUUGAAUAAUUUGAGACUAGGAGUUAAUGCAAAUUUGAAAAACGCAGUCUCUGUGAGGAAUUUCACAGUUAGUUCAUUAAAAUGCGAUUUAAUGGAUUUUUUUGAUGACAAGAAAAAUUGGGGAGCCAAAGAAGUAAAAUGUGGUAGGUCAUGGACAAAAGAAGAACUACGUCUUAAAUCUAAUGAAGAUUUACAUAAACUAUGGUAUGUUCUGCUUAAAGAAAGAAAUAUGUUAUUAACUAUGCAGGAAGAAUGCAAUGCACAAGUAAAAUUAUUUCCCAGUCCAGAAAGAUUGGAUAAAGUGGCAGAUUCUAUGGAAAAUCUGGAAACUGUAGUAAGAGAACGGAAUAAAGCAUACCACCAAUUAGAAACUGGAGAGACAGGCGAAAGACCUGGUAGAGUAGAAACUGGGGCAUUUGGUAUAAGAUAUUAUUACAAAAUGUGUGAAUAUCCAUUACCUAAAGAGAUGAACACCAAAUGGAAGCAAAAAUACAAAUUUUAUAAAUAUGACAAAGAUGUUGAAGAUUUUCUAAUUAAAUAUCGAGAAAAGUUAUAUCUCAGUAAGAGAAGGAAGGCCACGAGAGACUUCAAUCAUGUUAUUGGAUUACUCAAUAGAUAUCCUAAUAUGGAUAUGGAAGCUCUUAAACAGCAAUAUCCAGAUGUUGAUAUUGAGAAAGCUAAAAGAAGUCGGAAAUAUGGUGGGCAUUUUGCUCCUCAAUAAAUUAUCAUUGUAUUGAAAAUUGAAAUAUAAUUGUGAAUUAUUA
Diorhabda sublineata is the source of this 918-nucleotide messenger RNA. RefSeq names its product 39S ribosomal protein L47, mitochondrial (gene mRpL47). The transcript has 4 exons. Gene Ontology annotation, biological process: mitochondrial translation. The record is from RefSeq and is a predicted model, not a curated record. Gene Ontology annotation, molecular function: structural constituent of ribosome. Bases 117 to 875 code for a protein of 252 amino acids. NCBI's taxonomy places the organism in Eukaryota, Metazoa, Arthropoda, Insecta, Coleoptera, Chrysomelidae. Gene Ontology annotation, cellular component: mitochondrial ribosome; mitochondrial large ribosomal subunit.